Cucurbitaria berberidis CBS 394.84 is the source of this 3433-nucleotide messenger RNA. RefSeq lists its product as uncharacterized. The transcript is spliced from 2 exons. Gene Ontology annotation, molecular function: ATP-dependent chromatin remodeler activity; ATP binding. Lineage: Eukaryota; Fungi; Ascomycota; Dothideomycetes; Pleosporales; Cucurbitariaceae. The coding region runs from base 80 to 3316 and encodes 1078 amino acids. The record is from RefSeq and is a predicted model, not a curated record.
UCGUGGUUACGAGUAAUGUUACAAUACUACCACACUCUCAACACACUUUGAUCUUCGACUCAACCGUCGCGUCUCUGUAAUGUCUUUCAAUCGAGACAAGGCCCACCGGAGAGCGUUACGCGCCUUUGCAGAGAGCGAGGCAAAGAGUGACAGCGACAGCGAUGGCGAAGAAGGCCUUGACAUCAUUGAAUCAACACGUAAAGGUUUGGAUCUCUCACAGUAUAUUGACGUUCUCACACAGACCCAAACUCAAUCUCAAGAUGCUGAUGGCGAACAUAAUGCGCAUGACGGGAAAGAGGAUAUCACGGAUGAUGAGGUUCAGGUUCACCUAGAACGCCCACGGUCACAUAGCAAGACUGUUUUCAACUCAGGGUCCGAAGAUGCAACCAAUGACGAAGAGCAGGAUUUACAGUCCGACUGGUCUGAUGAAGAUACCAGAGCAGUAUAUCAAAACUGGAAAGAGCGCAAAACCUUGAAGCGCAAGCGCGCUGCCGUUGAAACGAACAGGAUCCGCGCGCAGAAGAAAUCCAAGGUUGCCGCAGCUUCCAGUAUUGUCGGUCGCAAACCUCCACCCAAGCAGAAGCCAGGUCGUGGCCCUUCAGGAUUCAGUACGGACUCAGUAGCUGAGGAUGCGGACGCUGCUUCGACUUACCUAGACGAUCCAAUCCCCGACUACGUCACGUCGCGUCAGAGAAUCCUGAAGAAGCUACAUGAAGCUGGACUGCGGUAUCCCCCUAGCUACCGAGACGUCGACUUCUCUGACUCUGAGACUGAAGAAAAACCUAAGCUCGACAAGGCAAUCAAACCGCAGCAAGCCUACAAAGACAUAAAGCUACGCGAGUCUGGUGGUGUUAUACCAGCACCAAUUGCGCGUUGGUUACGAGACUACCAAGUCGAAGGUGUCCAAUUUCUUCAUGAGCGCUUUGUCAAGCAGACGGGUGCCAUCUUGGGCGACGAUAUGGGGUUGGGAAAAACUAUCCAGGUUAUCGCCUUCCUGACAGCAGCAUUCGGCAAGACCGCUACGAAGCGCGAUGCGAAGUGCAUGCGCAAGAUCCGACGUUUUGGCGACAACCGCUGGUAUCCUAGGGUACUCAUAGUCUGUCCCGGGACACUGAUGCAGAAUUGGGAAGACGAGCUGUCAAAGUGGGGGUGGUGGGAAGUCUACAGGUACCACGGUUCCAACGCUGCAGAUCGAAAAGGCGUCCUUGGAGCAGCUGCGAAGGGAAUGCUGGAGAUUAUGAUUACUACCUAUACGACGUACCGGAAUAACGAGAGCGAAAUCAACACUAUUGACUGGGACUGCGUUAUUGCUGAUGAAUGUCAUCAGAUCAAAAGCAAGAACGCGGAAAUCACCAAGGCGAUGAACAAGAUCAAUGCGCUCUGUCGUAUUGGGCUUACGGGCACGGCCAUACAGAAUAAGUACGAAGAGCUCUGGAAUCUGCUAAACUGGGCGCGACCUGGCGCAUACGGCUCAGCUCAGGAGUGGAAGCAGACGAUUAGUCUUCCGCUCAAGUUAGGUCAAGCCCACGAUGCUACGAACGCGCAGCUCGCCGACUCACGAAGCAGGGCGCAAGAGCUUGUCCAUAAAGUCUUGCCGAGUGUGUUUCUUCGCCGAAUGAAGACACUCAUCGCUGAUCAACUACCCAAAAAGAGCGACCGCGUAGUCUUUUGUCAACUCACUGAAACUCAAGCCGACGCAUAUCGAACAUUCUUGGAGAGCGACAGGUGCGAGUUUAUCCGAACGGCGAAAGAGCCUUGCGACUGUGGUUCUGGCAAGUCCAGAGGCUGGUGCUGCUAUGUGGAAAUUCCUGGUGAGGGUGAGAAGUGGGCGAAGUUCAUGUUCCCUUGCAUGGUCACCCUUCAGAAACUUGCAAACCAUCUCGCACUCAUUGUGCCGGUAUCAACGGACAACAAUGAGAAGCAAGCAAAGGAUAUGCAAACCCUCGAGAUUGCGUGUCCCGAUUCGUUCCAGGAUUUAUUCAGGAUCCGCGACAACAUCUUGAACCAGUCGCAGCGUGAGUUUUGUGGGAAGUGGAAAGUAUUGAGACGGCUGCUAGACUUCUGGCACUCAAAUGGCGACAAAGUUCUUAUCUUCUCUCAUUCGGUCCGCCUUUUGCGUCUCCUCAGGGGCCUUUUCGACGUCGAUGGCACAAAGUACAACUUCUCCUAUCUGGACGGCAGCAUGAAGUACGAAGACCGCUCCAAGGCUGUUGCGGACUUCAACGCGGACUCGAAUCAAUUCGUUUUCCUCAUCAGCACGAAAGCUGGUGGUGUUGGUCUGAACAUCACAUCUGCGAACAAGGUCGUAGUUGUUGAUCCCAAUUGGAACCCCGCCUAUGAUCUUCAAGCCCAAGAUCGUGCAUAUCGUAUCGGCCAGACGCGGGAUGUUGAAGUGUUCCGACUAGUAUCAAGUGGAACAAUUGAAGAGAUCGUGUAUGCGCGACAGAUCUACAAGCAGCAACAGGCCAAUAUUGGCUACAAUGCUUCUGAAGAGCGUCGCUACUUCAAGGGGGUCAUGGAUCAGUCCAGCAAGAAAGGUGAACUGUUCGGCCUCGAGAACCUGUUCACGUUUCAAGAGAAAAACAUGCUGCUUCGGGACAUCAUGCACAAGACCAACGUUGCCGAGACGAAAGCCGGGGUCAAUGCCCACGACUUUCAUUUCGACGAGUCGCAGAUGGAUUCUGAAGACGAUGAACUUCUCUCCAACAAGAGCCUCGGCAUUGCAGAUGACGACGCCAAUCUCGCGGAGAUCAAGAAGCUCGCCGAGUCCUUCACAUCUGUUUCCAGUACGGAUACGAAGAGCACUAGAGGUAGGAAGAAGUACACAAAGCGCGCUGGUGCCGACCCUAUCAAUGCAAUCCUUGCGAAAGCAGGUGUGCAAUACACGCAUGAAAACUCCGAAGUCAUCGGCCGCAGCGAGAUAGAAGCUCGCCUUGGCAAGCAGGCCAUGGAGUUGCGUAACGACAUUGAUCUUGCCACGAAGCAAGUGUUCCGGGGGUCGCAGUCGCAAUCACAGCAUCACUCGCAUGCGCAAGACGAUGAUCCUGAAUUCAGCCCUGAAGACGAUGAUGACGACUUGAAGCUUAUAGGUAGUGCUACGAAGGGGGAGUUCAAGAUCAACUACCGGUACAGGCCUGAUGAGCGUAUUCGACGCAGGCAGUUCUGCAGCAUGGCCGAGAGUAUGGGGUUCGCAGAUCCUGUCGAGUUUGCGUUGCUCGUUGAAAGUAGCACGCAGGAGGAGCGGAGGAAAAUGCUGGAAAGGUUCUACAGAGGCCGGCGGAGAGAAAUGAUGAGUGAGUUUGGGGGUGGGAGAUGACAAGGAUGUUGACCAACGAGUCUGUGGGGCUAUUCUGGAGACAGCAAGGGAUGGCAGCUGGCGUUGGGAGUAUUCUAUGUAUUGUGAUACCCUAGAAAUGUUAUUGUGUUACCUGCU